CUACCGGAGCACGCCGGACCGCGGUGGAUAUUCUCCCGGAUACGCGUCUUCUGAGGUCAGCGCCAAGUCAACCUCUUCCUCCACCGCCUCCGGCGGCCGGAGUUCGGUCUCCUCCGCCGCUAGGUCUGUAGCCGGAAUCUUCAGCGCCUGCUUCGCGCCGCCGGAAGCCACCAUAAGAAGCUCCAAAAGUUUCGGGGAUUCUGAGGAGUUCAAAGCUCCAUCUGGUUGCAGUUAGAAUUGUGUUGUAAUAACUGUGAAUUUGUAUCACAGUUGAUAACCAAAAACAAAAAUGAUUGAUAUGGUCGCAAUUGUUGUUACACUGCAAAAUCUUGCUUUCAGUUGAGACUUCACAAUGGCAGUUUGGUUCAGCUAUUUUAAUUUGAUAAGAGACUGAAAAUUUAUUGAAGUUCAAUUUCUCAAAUUCAGGGCUUUUCUGUAUUUAGAGAAUAUAGAUUCUGCAAUCCCAAUCUCUUUUUCUUUUGUUUGCAUCAAUGUAUGGUUAAGAUUGCAAGGAAGUGAUUGGUUAAAUUUAUGUUUAGUAAGUUCUAUAUUAUCAUCAACAUUGUGGAUUUUGAGUGUAGCAAGUGAAUUAUUAUAAGCUGUUCAAUGUGUUUCUUAGUUGCAUCGGAUGUUUCGAGAGCUAGUAGUCAGAAAGGGCGUGGCUUGAAUCGAGGCAUCAACAUCAGCAUAAAUAAAGAGCCUGGCACUGUAAAAUUCACCAUGGAGGAAAUCCAGAAAGCCACAAGAAACUUCUCCUCUUCUUUCAAGAUUGGCCAAGGUGGUUUUGGUACUGUCUACAAGGCCAAACUCUUGGAUGGAACAGUGGUUGCAGUAAAGCGCGCAAAGAAGAGUCUAUAUGAGAAGCAUUUGGGUGUAGAGUUCCAGAGUGAGAUACAAACACUAUCAAGGGUUGAACAUUUGAACUUGGUCAAGUUCUAUGGAUAUUUAGAGGAAGGGGAUGAAAGAAUUGUUGUUGUGGAGCAUGUUCCAAAUGGAAACCUAAGAGAACAUUUGGAUUGCAUUCACGGAAAAGUUCUUGACCUUCCUACACGUCUAGACAUUGCAAUUGAUGUAGCUCAUGCCAUCACCUAUCUUCAUAUGUAUAUAGAUCAUCCUAUCAUUCAUAGAGACGUUAAGUCUUCCAACAUUCUGCUGACCGAAAAUUUUCGAGCUAAGGUAGCAGAUUUUGGUUUUGCAAAACAAGCACCAGAUAGUGACUCCGGCAUGACUCAUGUAUCCACCCAAGUUAAAGGAACAGCAGGCUACUUGGACCCUGAAUACCUGAAAACAUAUCAACUGACUGAAAAGAGUGAUGUGUAUUCAUUUGGUGUUUUGCUUGUUGAACUCAUCACUGGGAGACGUCCCAUUGAACCGAAAUUCGAACUCAGAGAGCGAAUAACUGCAAAAUGGGCUAUGAAGAAAUUUGUGGAUGGAGAAGCUACCACUGUCUUGGAUCCAAGACUUGAUCAAACUGCAGCAAAUACACUUGCACUUGAAAAGAUUCUUGAACUAGCAUUGCAGUGUUUGGCACCUCGGAGACAAAACAGGCCUAACAUGAAGAGAUGCGCCGAGAUCCUUUGGACAAUCCGCAAGGAUUACAGGGAGCUAUCAGCCUCAGAUUUUCGCUCGUUUUCUUCUACUUCCCAGAGGAGCUCUUCAAUAAGAGACUGAGAAUGCUAAGUAUUCAUCUCAAGCAUGAUGAGGCAACAGAAACAACAUGAAGCACUUGCAUCAGAGAGUGCAAGUUAAUGCCAAAUCAUAUAACCAGAGGGGAAAACCAUUCUUCUGGUCAUGAUCUAGCAAUUUCAGCAUCUUUGGGAAAGUCCCUUUUGGACCACAGUGACAUGUGUAGGUAGAGUUCAUAUUUUGUCAAAUCUGUUCAUAAGAAUUUUUGUUUCUGUAUAUAGGAACUAGGAAGCACACUCAGACAAAAAGUUGCCUCCUUCCUUGAUUGAUUGCGUAUUAUUAUUACUAUUUUUUUGGGGUGGGUUUUUUAUAUUAUUAUUUUGAAUUAAAUGUAUUUCUUUAUCUUAGCUUCUAUUGCUGGUGGAGAUUUGAUUGUUGCAUUUUCACAUAGGAUAUCAUUCCAUUUACAAUUAAAUAUGUCUCUUGUAAUUCUUCUAAGUUCCUUUUUUUUGUCAUUGCGAAUAUUAAAUAGAUUUUUAUUAUCAAUGAGCAAUACUACAUGAUUAAUAAAAUUUAUUAUUUUUUUGUUAA
This is a messenger RNA of Arachis stenosperma, 2217 nucleotides long. RefSeq names its product calmodulin-binding receptor-like cytoplasmic kinase 2. Gene Ontology annotation, molecular function: ATP binding; protein kinase activity. Lineage: Eukaryota; Viridiplantae; Streptophyta; Magnoliopsida; Fabales; Fabaceae. The record is from RefSeq and is a predicted model, not a curated record. Gene Ontology annotation, biological process: protein phosphorylation. The transcript has 6 exons. The coding region runs from base 607 to 1671 and encodes 354 amino acids.